CAGAAUAAAGGUAUACGGUCGGUGUCGGUGCAGUCUGCGGCGGUCAUGGUGUCAUCACAGGAAAAGUCGCUUAGCCAUAUCACUUUUAGCUCCAUCUUCAGGUGGUAAAGUGAGAUCUUUUUUUUAACCCGGAAGAAGAAUUACGAGGUCGCCAUGGGAAGCAAAGUUAGUGGCAAGAUGGCUGCCGCCGGACGGGUCGUUCAGGCCGUGCGACCACACGCACCCUUAAUCAAAUUUCCCAAUCGAAAAGGCAUACCAAGACCAAAUGUUCAAGAAGCACUGAAAGCGGUUACUGCCAGUCUUGCCCCAGACACGUCCCCAAGUUCAACACCAUUACCACCUGUAAUACCACCGUCAAGACCACCUGGACCUGUUAGUCGAUUACCUGGGACACCAGAUACAGUUGCCACAGUUAAGGAUCUUCCACAAAGGUAUCGCAGGAGGGCAGUCACAGCUGAAGAAAUGGAGUAUAUUCAGCGCGGUGGACCAGAGUGACACCAAGAAUCAGCAAUAUCUAUUCUACCAGAGUCCUUACUUUAUAAUUUGUUUUCCGUUGCCUAAUUUUAUUCCUCAACAUAUGAGGACUCCUCAACAUCUGAGGCUGCCACAUUUCCUCCUACAAAUUGCAGAGAAAACAAACAUAAUUUAAUUUUUAUUUGUGAAAAUGUACAUACAAAUAUUUUUAAAGAUGUAGAUAUUUUACUGGAUUGUUUUACUUGUUGGUUCAUGGACUGUGUUCUUCCAUCUGAAUCUUAACCUAAGAAGAGGUUGAGUAUCUUGAAGCAUAUGGUGACAGUCCUGCUCUGCGAAAAGCCAAGCCAAUUCCAGUUCUCACAGAAGUACAUCUUGCAUCUCUGCUCCUCAUCCAAAGCUGCUUUGUCCGUAUGCGCACAUGUUGCUCAUUAUUACUCCCUCCCAGAUUGCUCAACUUGAAUCUAAGCUAGUUCAACUAAGUCAGGCAGGCAAAACAUCUGCACGUCCUGUGAAGUCCGACUGCUGCUGGAAUGGUAAUGGACUGAAUGCUGGGACUGAAGCUCUCCACUAUUAAAGUAUUUAAUAUGU
Molecule: messenger RNA, 1062 nt
Organism: Sardina pilchardus (European sardine)
Lineage: Eukaryota; Metazoa; Chordata; Actinopteri; Clupeiformes; Clupeidae
Gene: kgd4
Product: alpha-ketoglutarate dehydrogenase subunit 4
Exons: 5
Coding region: 154-495 (113 amino acids)
Biological process (GO): 2-oxoglutarate metabolic process
Molecular function (GO): oxoglutarate dehydrogenase (succinyl-transferring) activity
Source: RefSeq, a predicted model, not a curated record